This is a messenger RNA of Naumovozyma castellii, 921 nucleotides long. It is a transcript of the gene NTR2, whose product is annotated as Ntr2p. The record is from RefSeq and is a predicted model, not a curated record. Bases 1 to 921 code for a protein of 306 amino acids. Lineage: Eukaryota; Fungi; Ascomycota; Saccharomycetes; Saccharomycetales; Saccharomycetaceae. The transcript has a single exon.
AUGUCAUUUAAAAAGAGAAAUAAGCUUAAAGUCCCCACAUCGGCCAUUGGACAAAAUAACUUGCCUAUCACAAAGAACAUUACACCAUCCCUCAAUCUCUCAUUUGAUGAUGAAGAGAAUGAUGAAGAAGAAAUAUUGCCAUUAACGUUUCAAAGGAAAGGGAAGAAUGCCUCUUCAAUCAAACUUCCGAAGGAGAUAGGAGUUGAAAAUAAUCCCACUACCUACGAUAACAUCUAUUCAUCCAAGAAUGAAAAUAAGAAGAGCGAGGUACGAAUUUUAAAUAUGGAUGAUGAAGAGUUAAUGGAAUUAGACGACCAAAAUGCAUCAGAUAAUGAAAGUUCAGAAGUGCCAACUCAAAAGGAGAUUGAUGAAAUAAAAAAGAGGAGGGAGAAGUUGAGACUAAGGAAUCUUAAACCCAAGGGAAAUGAUCAAAUUAGUGAAAGAGCGUAUGUAAAAUUGUUGGAUAAAGAAGAUAAGAUUGACUUGAUGGAUACGAUAACUAAAAACGGUGGUCUUAAAAAAGCCAAUGAGAAGGACAACAUCAGUGAUGGGGAAUUAGAAGAAUUUGAAGAUGACAUGUUGGAAUUAACAGAAUCUCAAGCUCAGAAACAGAGGAAUAAGAAAAGAGAAUUGAUAGAGGACGCCAUAGCCUCAACUGCCCAACAUACUGGAGAUUAUGAAAAACAUAUAUUGAGUUCAAAUUUGAAUAUAGACCUUGAAAUAGCUUCUGAGAUGCCUAAACUUCCUACCCUUUUUGCAAGCGACGAAGAUGAUACAGAUGAAAAUGCAUUAGCAACUGAAAUGUCAAAAUUACAAUUUGAGAGGAAGAAAAUAACUUUGCAGGUUGAAAACCUAAAGAAACAACAAACUUUGUAUUUGGAGCAACAGCAAAAGUUACUUAAAAAACUUACAGAGUGGUAA